Dinoponera quadriceps is the source of this 2029-nucleotide messenger RNA. RefSeq names its product probable cytochrome P450 6a13. The record is from RefSeq and is a predicted model, not a curated record. NCBI's taxonomy places the organism in Eukaryota, Metazoa, Arthropoda, Insecta, Hymenoptera, Formicidae. Gene Ontology annotation, molecular function: heme binding; oxidoreductase activity, acting on paired donors, with incorporation or reduction of molecular oxygen; iron ion binding. The transcript is spliced from 6 exons. The coding region runs from base 292 to 1821 and encodes 509 amino acids.
GUUAACACUCGCUCCAUUACGACGUGAUUUUUUUGUACAGAUUAUAUUAGUCUUCAAACUUUUGGCUGCGACAACGCCCAUUUUCGCGCAUUAUUGCGCAGUGAUUAUUAUAGAUCUAUAGUAAUAAAACAGUGCGUCAUUAGUGUCUUAGUUUAAGAUUCAAAGAUCACGACGACGACGAUGGCAGUCUGAGAUUGAGCGCAGUUUAGCGGUGUGAACUUUGCAUUGUUCUACGAGUAAAAAUUAAUAACGGAGCUUCGUCACCGCUAAAAGAGAUUAACGGCGCGCAUAAUGUUUCCCUACAAUAUACUGUUCGGCUGUGCCGCAAUUCUUCUAGCGUUGGGCUAUUAUGUAAUCGCGAAGUACAACUAUUGGAAGGCGCGUGGCGUGAAGGGCCCGAAGCCGCUGCCGAUUGUUGGCAACUUCGGUAGAAUUAUAGCCGGCAAGAUGUCUCUAGGUGAUUUCUUGAAAGAAAUCUACGUCAAGUACAGAGGAGAACCGUUAAUAGGUAUCUACUCAGGUCUCGAACCUAUUCUGGUAGUCAAGGAUCCUGCCUUCAUAAAGGACGUUCUUAUUAAAGAUUUCUCCGUCUUUGCCGACAGAGGAAUACAUGUGAACGACAAGAUAGACACGUUCGGUACAAAUUUGUUCUCGAUCGACGCGAAACGAUGGCGAUUGAUAAGAGCCAAGCUCUCGCCCACUUUCUCGUCCAGCAAGCUGAGGGACAUGUUCUAUCUUUUGGUGCAAUGCUCGAAUAACUUCAGCCAGUAUAUGGAUCGCCAGGUACAGCAGGAGUCGGUCAUCAAUAGCAGAAAAAUCACGUCCAAGUUCACCGCCGACGUGAUAGGCACCUGUGCGUUCGGCAUCGAUCUGAAAACGCUGAACGACGAGGACUGCGAAUUCCUGCAAAUGGCGAGGAAAAUGAUGCAGCCGUCUAUGAAGGCCAUCUUCAAGGAUUUUCUAAGACGCAUGACGCCGCAACUCUAUGACCUUAUCGGUCAUUUGUUAACCAACAGACAUAUCGAGAGAUAUUUCAUUAAGAUAGUCAUGGACACUAUCGAGUACAGAACAAAGCACAACAUAAUCAAGCACGAUUUCGUAGACAUACUUCAGGAUCUCAAGAAACAUCCGGAGAAGCUGCCUGAAAUAGAAUUGACGGACAAUAUGAUCGUGGCGCAAGCCAUCGCGUUCUUCAUCGCCGGCUUCUUCGCGUCUUCCAUAUCGAUCAGCCACGUCCUGUACGAAUUAGCAUUGUAUCCAGAAAUGCAGAAGCAGCUCCGAGAGGAGAUCAUGAAGGAGCUCGAGAAGACCAACGGUGUGAUCGAGUAUGACAGCAUAAAAUCGUUGAAUUACCUGGACGCGAUCUUUAAAGAGACUCUGCGGAAGUAUCCGCCGGUCACGCACAUUAUGAGAAAGUCGGUCGCGGACUACACCUUCUCCGGAACGCAAGUGCACAUUCCGCAGGGACAACACAUCUGGAUACCGUUAUACCCGAUUCAUACCGAUCCCAAAAUCUACCCCAAUCCGGAGAUCUUCGAUCCUGAACGGUUCAUGAAGGGCAACAGCGAGUCGGUGAACCCGAGUACUUACCUGCCGUUCGGAAAUGGCCCUAGGAAUUGUAUCGGUGCUCGUUUCGGGACAUACCAGACGAAGGUUGGCAUUAUAGAAAUAGUGAAGAACUUCCAAAUAAACACCUGCGAGAAGACCGUCUUUCAAUAUGGCAAACAAUCUCGCUCCUUCAUACUCGCUCCUCAGGACGGCCCGUAUCUGAGAUUCACUAAAAUCAAUCGAGGAUAUCGUAGGGAGGCAUUAUUUUGCUGAUAGUAUUCUACUGUCAAGGCAUCGACGAAGGAUCGCAGACAACACCACGGCGAUUAUCAGAUUGAUUUCACCGUCCGCUGAGUACAAUAAGUUCGACUAAAAAUCGAGACGAAUUUUUCGACUGAAGCGAACGUGAUAAGUUAUUCACGAUGAUUGUAAACGCGUGAAAUAAAUGGGAAUAUUUUAUGGUGUUAUUUUAUACAAGUUA